Molecule: messenger RNA, 2189 nt
Organism: Dunckerocampus dactyliophorus (ringed pipefish)
Lineage: Eukaryota; Metazoa; Chordata; Actinopteri; Syngnathiformes; Syngnathidae
Gene: efhd1
Product: EF-hand domain family, member D1
Exons: 4
Coding region: 121-822 (233 amino acids)
Molecular function (GO): calcium ion binding
Source: RefSeq, a predicted model, not a curated record
GGCUCCUGAUUGAGAGCAGUCUCCAUUAGGUCAUUUCAACGAACCGUUCAAAGACUCAACUCGUUCGCGAACGACCCAUUACUACUUGACAUCCAUCGUGAGCACAGUGUCUUCAACAGUAUGGCGUCCGAAGAGCUCGCUAGGAAGCUACAGUCACGGCUGGCCGCUUCGGAGGACACCGAGCCGAAGCCAGAGCUGGAGGAGAACCUCGCCGCAACCAAGUUUACAGAGUCCUCGGCAGCAUGUGGCGACUCUUCCUCCGAGCUAUCCGCCAAACUAAACCGAAGGCUCGACAUCAACGAGGGCAACGCUCCCCCUCGGGCGAGUCGUGUUUUCAACCCCUACACGGAAUUCAAGGAGUUCUCCCGGAAGCAGAUUAAGGACAUGGAGGUGAUGUUUAAACGGUAUGACACUGGUAAAGAUGGCUUCAUCGACCUAAUGGAGCUUAAGCUGAUGAUGGAGAAGCUGGGGGCUCCACAAACCCAUCUGGGCCUCAAGAACAUGAUCAAGGAGGUUGAUGAGGACUUCGAUGGAAAACUGAGCUUUCGAGAGUUUCUGUUGAUCUUCCGGAGGGCAGCAGCUGGAGAGCUGCAGGAGGACAGUGGUCUGAUGGCACUGGCCAGGUUGUCUGAGAUUAAUGUCGCCACAGAGGGAGUGAUGGGGGCCAAAGACUUCUUUGAAGCCAAGAUGCAGGCUCUGUCUGUGAGCAGCAAGUUUGAGGCUGAGAUUCGAGAGGAGAAGGAAGAACGCAAGAAACAGGAAGUGGAGAAAAAAGAGAGGCAGGCCGCCUUCAAGCAGCUGCAGUCGGCAUUCUGCUCAUGAUACUGCACAGGAAGCUGACGGCAAUCCUGAAGAUGCAUGUUCCAUGUUCAACACAUUCAAAAAAAAAAAAAAAAGCAUUCACAGUACUUUGAUUCUUAAAUGAUAUUGCUCAGAAUUUGGCACUUUAAAACACUGUUAGGUAGUUGUAUGAAGUAAGACCCACUUCAAAUGAAACCAUUCAGCACUGGUCCAAAUUCACGGGGUUAUCCCUCAGUUUACUCAGCUUUUCUCUAUUUUUUUUUCUUCUAUACAUGUCACUAUGUACUCGUAUUGCAUUUUGACCCUGAAGUGAAACUAUAUAUUCAUGUUGUCGUGUUUUCAGUGACUGCUGUUUAUGUUGUCCAACAUCGCUGGGUUGGCUUUGUUUCUCAUUUGGGUCUGGAAGAUGUUAUGUUCUACUACGGUCAUGUCGUUUCACUUUUUAAACUUAAUUCAAAUAACUGUAUAUUUAUGUGUUUGCGUGGAAAAAUAAUAUAUUUCAGUGAUUGCAGUACAGUAUACUGCCAUUGGAUUACUUGUGUGGAAGCAUUAGGUGGUAGUAGGCCUUAUGCAGUGUUGGCUCCUGACUUUAGCAUUUGCUCAUUUGCUAAGCUUUGUGAUUAAGUUGUUUAUUAAUGAGGACAUAUUCCAGAAUAAUUAUUUGUCCAGUCCCAAGGCUGCUCCGAACAGGGCUGUUUUCGAGAACGUUGUAAAUGUGCUGCAAUUCCUGAUUUUUGUUAUUUUGACCAAAACAUGUCCGACACGUUAUCAAGACAGCUCGGAAAAAGCGUGACAUGGCUCCUUUUAAGGCUAAGAUUCAAUACUUAACACCAUUCCCCUUCAAAGUGUGUUUUAAGGUUGUAUCGUCACCAUUUUGUCAUUGCUGAAUGCUUAUCCUUAUUGCAGAUGUUUGAUUUUUAUUUUUUUGUGUGUGCAGAUUAAAAAGAAGAUAUCAUGUGUCAUCCAAACCAACCUUAGUUGUUUGUGUAUGUGUGUUAUAGUCAGUUUAAGUGCGCCCAACAUUUACGACUCCGCAAAUUGUAAUACAAGAGCAAUGAAGUAAUGGACAUGUAAUGUGAAAGUUAAAUGACAAGUCAUCAACAGCCAUGACUUACAGUAUCAGGCUCUCCAUCCUCCUUUUGUUCCUGGGUGUAUUGUGUCCCUCUAAAACAAAAUCUACUGUGCAUAUCACUUACUCUCUUGGGUGUUUUGUUGUGGGGAAAAAAAUGUAUUUUUUCAUAGAUAAAUAGUAUAUAUUUGUUUUAGCAGAGACUUGUAUGUUGCCAAACAUUAAAAUGUGCAGUGAAAUAUAUUUUUGGGCACCUGAAAAGAUGUAAUCAUACUUCCUAACAGUUGGGGGUGUAUUUCAAUAAAGGAUUGAAAGCACA